CCGCCUGGGCAUCGCUGGGGCCGGAGCAGCCCGUGUUCACCUCCCUUCCUGCUCGCGGCUCCGGGUGCUGCUGGCGGGCGCAGGGCCCAGCCGUGAGGGGCAAGCGGGCAGCGUUGGCGCCAUGUGGGCUGGCUGUGCCCGCGUCCUGGGCUGGCUCCUGCUGAUCCAGGCGGUGGCAGGCAGCAGUCCCUGCAGUCCCAAGUACUUUGGAAAGGACUUCAUGGUGUGUGAGUGCAAUGCCACCUACUGCGACACGUUGGACCCUGUCACUCUCCCACCCGUGGGUACUUUUGUCAAGUAUGAGAGCAGCAAGGCUGGCAAGCGACUGGAGCGCAGCGAGGGCAAGGUGCAGAGGAACCUCUGGGCCCCAGGUCUCGUCUUGACCCUGGACACGGUGCAGCGGUACCAGAAGGUGAAGGGCUUCGGCGGCUCUGUCACGGACUCAGCCGCAAUCAAUAUCCUGUCCCUGUCCCCAAAGGUCCAGGACAGCCUGCUGCGGUCCUACUUCUCCGAGGAAGGCAUUGAGUACAACCUCAUCCGCAUGCCCAUGGCCAGCUGCGACUUCUCCGUCCACCCCUACACGUACGACGAUGUCCCAUACGACUAUGAUCUCGUGCACUUCCAUCUGACACAUGAGGAUACAAAGCUGAAAAUCCCAGUGGUGCAGCGGGCAAAGGCCAUGUCCAAGCGGCCGAUCUCACUGUACGCCAGCCCCUGGACCUCCCCGACCUGGAUGAAGACCAAUGGAGACGUGAAGGGGAAGGGCAGUCUGAAGGGCAGUGCAGGUGACAAGUACCACAAGACCUGGGCCAACUACUUCGUCAGGUUCCUGGACGAAUACGCCAAGCACAACCUGACAUUCUGGGCGGUGACGGCGGAGAACGAGCCCACGGCCGGACUGAUCAGAAACUACCCCUUCCAGUGCCUGGGCUUCACCCCCGAGCAGCAGCGGGACUUCAUCGCCCUCGACCUAGGCCCAGCGCUGGCCAACAGCUCGCACAAGGGCAUCCAGCUCAUCAUGCUCGAUGACAACCGCAUCCAUCUCCCUCACUGGGCCAAAGUGGUGCUGGGGGAUGAGCGGGCUGCUCGCUACAUUAAUGGCAUUGGCAUCCAUUGGUACCUGGACUUCCUGGCACCCAUUGAGGACACUGUGCUAGCUACCCACCGCCUCUUCCCUGACUACUACAUCUUGGCCACUGAAGCCUGCGUUGGCUCCAAGUUCUGGGAGAGAAGUGUCUUUCUGGGCUGCUGGGACCGGGGGAACAUGUACAGCCACAGCAUCCUGACAAACCUGAACAAUUACGUCACGGGCUGGACCGACUGGAACCUGGCGCUGGACCUGGAGGGUGGCCCCAACUGGGUCAAGAACUUCGUGGACAGCCCCAUCAUAGUCGACAGCCAAGAAAACAUCUUCUACAAGCAGCCCAUGUUCUACCACAUGGGGCACUUCAGCAAGUUCAUCCCUGAGGGCUCACAGCGCGUGGGGCUUGUUGCCUCCAGGUCAUGCAAGUGCAACCUGGAGUAUACGGCCUUCCUGCGCCCUGACGGCGCCGCCGUUGUCGUGAUCCUGAACAGGUCGCUGAGCAGUGUGGAUUUCAGGCUGGUGGACAAUGGCCAUGUCAUCAACGCCACAUCUCCGGCUCAGUCUAUCCAGACCUACCUGUGGAGGCGGAGGUGACUGGGUCUGAGAGCCCGGCGAGAGAAGGCCUUGACCAGCAGCAUCCAUAAGCUUCCCUGUGUGGCAAGAAGAGGAUCUGGCCACUGCUGAUGGCACCAGGGGGGUUGCAUGGCAGGUGCAGGUGCCUCCCCCAGAGUGGGUCCCUGGCCCCUUGGUUGCCCUAGACAAACCCAGGGAGCGGUCGCCCUUGUGACCAGGAGCCCUGCUGGCUCAUUGGGCUUGGACACAUGGGGGCAUCAGGAUGCCGGCACCCAGCACAGGUGCCUUUGACUACUGUUUAAAUGGAAAUAAACAUGCUAACGAAG
This is a messenger RNA of Gavialis gangeticus (Gharial), 1983 nucleotides long. RefSeq names its product glucosylceramidase beta (gene GBA1). Bases 122 to 1678 code for a protein of 518 amino acids. Gene Ontology annotation, biological process: glucosylceramide catabolic process. NCBI's taxonomy places the organism in Eukaryota, Metazoa, Chordata, Crocodylia, Gavialidae. The record is from RefSeq and is a predicted model, not a curated record. Gene Ontology annotation, molecular function: glucosylceramidase activity. The transcript is spliced from 10 exons.